GAGGUUCUUCUGAAGCUGGGGAGGCUGGCAUUUGAUCACCUGGAGAAAGGAAACAUCAUGUUCUACCAAGAAGACCUGGAGCAGUGUGGUCUGGAUGUCACAGAGGCCUCAGUUUACUCUGGAGUUUGUACUGAGAUCUUCAGAAGAGAGUGUGAGAUCUUCCAGAAACCGGUCUACAGCUUUGUUCAUCUCAGUGUUCAAGAGUUUCUGGCUGCAGUCUACAUGUUCCACUGUUACUCCAAAUGGAAGGUCAUUGAAGACUUCCUUAAGAACAACAUGAAGAACCCAUCCCUGGAUGAGUUUUUGAGUAGAGUCAUGAAGAAAUCCCUGCAGAGUCAAACAGGACACCUGGACCUGCUUGUUCGCUUCCUUCAUGGUCUCUCUGUGGAGUCCAACCAGAGACUCUUAGGAGAUCUGCUGGGUCAGAGGAAGAAUAAUCCAGGAACCAUCCAGAGAGCCAUCAACAACCUGAAGAAGAUCAACAGUAAAGGAGUCUCUCCUGACAGAAGCAUCAACAUCUAUCACUGUCUAAUGGAGAUGAAGGACCUCUCAGUUCAUCAGGAGAUCCAAGAGUUCCUGAAGUCAGAAAACAAGUCAAAGAAGGAACUCUCAGAGAUCCACUGCUCAGCUCUGGCCUACAGUCUGCAGAUGUCAGAAGAGGUUCUGGAUGAACUGGACCUGGACCAGUAUAAGAACAACACAUCAGCUGAGGGUAUACGGAGACUGAUCCCAGCUGUGAGGAACUGCAGAAAGUUCAGACUUCCAUUCCGAUGUGAACUCUCAGAGACUGACUAUGAAAUUGUGGCCUCAGCUCUGAAGUCCAACCCGUCCCACCUGAUGGAACUGGACCUGACCUUAAAUGACAUCCAGGAUUCAUCCAUGGAGGUUCUGUGUUCUGGACUGAAGAGUCCAAACUGCAGACUGCAGACUCUGAGGUCAGAACAUUGAA
Molecule: messenger RNA, 949 nt
Organism: Oryzias melastigma (Indian medaka)
Lineage: Eukaryota; Metazoa; Chordata; Actinopteri; Beloniformes; Adrianichthyidae
Product: NLR family CARD domain-containing protein 3-like
Exons: 2
Coding region: 58-948 (296 amino acids)
Source: RefSeq, a predicted model, not a curated record